Molecule: messenger RNA, 729 nt
Organism: Zasmidium cellare ATCC 36951
Lineage: Eukaryota; Fungi; Ascomycota; Dothideomycetes; Mycosphaerellales; Mycosphaerellaceae
Exons: 3
Coding region: 1-729 (242 amino acids)
Biological process (GO): phospholipid biosynthetic process
Cellular component (GO): membrane
Molecular function (GO): phosphotransferase activity, for other substituted phosphate groups
Source: RefSeq, a predicted model, not a curated record
AUGUCGAAGCGCUCUGGACUGCCCAAUGGCGUCGACAAGGCCGCCAAAGAGGUCACCCAGGAGCCCACGGAAGACAAGCAGUCCCGCCUGCUCAACGACCCCAACCCAGGCCACUUCAGUCUGGUCCGAGCCUACCACCUCGCCGACCUCAUCACCCUCAUGAACGGCUUCUGUGGAGUCAUGUCGAUCCUGUCCUCCUUGCGCUACGCCAUGGGCUCGCCUCAGGACACUGGCAACGCGUGGGCUGCCCUCGCCUUCAUGCCAUUUGGCCUGUUCUUCGACUUCUUCGACGGCAAGGUUGCAAGAUGGAGGAAGAAGAGCAGCUUGAUGGGUGCGGAGCUCGAUUCGCUGGCAGAUCUGAUAUCCUUCGGAGUUGCACCCGCUGCCUGCGCUUUCUCGCUCGGCAUGCACACGCCUCUGGACCAGCUCCUCUUGACGUGCUUCGUCCUGGCUGGACUCGCACGACUGGCUCGCUUCAACGUCACUACGGGCAACGUUCCAAAGGACGCCUCCGGCAAAGCCAAGUACUUCGAAGGACUUCCAAUCCCCACCAGCUUGACCAUUGCUGGUUUGAUGGCGUUCUGGGUGUCGCGAGGCUGGAUACAGCAGGAUAUCCCAUACGGAACGAUUGGUGCGGGCUCGAUCUUCGAGUUUCACCCAAUCGUCGGACUGUUCCUCGGACACGCAUGUUGCAUGACGUCUAAGACCCUGCGCAUCCCCAAGCCUUAA